Solea senegalensis (Senegalese sole) is the source of this 2151-nucleotide messenger RNA. RefSeq names its product fibroblast growth factor 14-like. Bases 552 to 1166 code for a protein of 204 amino acids. Gene Ontology annotation, biological process: cell differentiation; animal organ morphogenesis; fibroblast growth factor receptor signaling pathway. Gene Ontology annotation, cellular component: cytoplasm. The record is from RefSeq and is a predicted model, not a curated record. The transcript is spliced from 4 exons. NCBI's taxonomy places the organism in Eukaryota, Metazoa, Chordata, Actinopteri, Pleuronectiformes, Soleidae. Gene Ontology annotation, molecular function: fibroblast growth factor receptor binding; growth factor activity.
AUAAUUCAACUAAACAGACCCUGAAUUUUAAUUAACUAUGUAGUUUUGACUUGAAAUCCGCGUUACGCACGCACUUCUGCAGAUAAACUGUCACCAUAUUGGCUUUCGAUAGAUUUCACUAGAGCGGCGGCACACGCGCCUCUCCGUUCCUGUCAGUGGAAUACAGAGGAGAGAGAGAGGUGGGGGAAGUGGGCAGACCUGUCGUUUCUCCCCGUGUCCAGAUUCAUCCUGUAGUCUGUCUCGCGCCUGUUGACCAUGGGGACAGAGACACGAGCUCUUGGAGGAGUCGCUCAGUGACAGCUGCUGCUCUCUGCACUCACAGGCGUGACGGACAGGUAGAAUCCGUGAACGGUAGCACAGACAUGCAGUGAGGUGAAGUGUCGCGUUUAUUGUGGACUUAGUGGCUGAGGAUGGGGCUGCUGUAGCCGCUGGAGCGGAGACCGGACCCGAAGGUUUGUGUCUGGCUUUUGUCUGCGCUCCGUCCUUCCGGUGGACCCAUCUGACAGGACCGGAGAAAAGGACGGAGACAGCACUAUUGUUUCGACGGAGACAUGGCAGCGGCCAUCGCCAGCGGUUUGAUCCGGCAGAAACGACAGGCGAGGGAGCAACACGCCCACCGACCGACUGCUCACCGGCGGCGGAAGAGCCCCGGUAAAAAGCAGGGGCUGUGCAACGGCAACCUGGUCGACAUCUUCUCUAAAGUCCGGAUAUUUGGACUAAAGAAGAGGAGACUUCGGAGGCAAGAACCACAGCUGAAGGGCAUAGUGACCAGGUUGUUCUGCAGACAGGGCUUCUAUCUCCAGAUGGGCCAGGACGGAAGUCUGGACGGGACCAAAGAUGACAGCACCAACUCCUCUCUGUUUAAUUUAAUUCCUGUGGGUCUGAGAGUUGUCGCCAUCCAGUCCGUCAAGACUGGCCUCUACAUUGCCAUGAACGGAGAGGGUCACCUCUACUCCUCGGUAUCCACAAGCUUUCUCUCUUUGAACGUGGUCGCAUUGUUGAGCUGUAUCAGCAAGGCCUCUCGCAGUGUGCCAUUGCUGCUGAGGUUGGACGCAGUCACUGUGGACGUUGCACCGAUCUGUCUGCCGACUUCCUGCUCCAUUCAUCAGGGCAGGAUCUCACUCCCAACCCAGAGAGGGCACUUCACCUUCACUUGUAUGGCUUAGGACCAUGGCUUCGGAUUUGGAGGUGCUGAUUCUCAUCCUGGCUGUGAACCACUCCAGUGAGUGUUGAAGAUCACGGCCCGAUGAAGCAAACAGGACCACAUCAUCUGCAAAAAGCAGAGACCCAAUCCUGAGUCCAACAAACCGGACUCCCUCAACACCCUGGCUGCGUCUAGAAAUUCUGUGACAAAGUGCAGCCCUGGCAGAGUCCAACACUAGAAAUGGAUCCGACACUGUGGAUCAAUGUGGAUCAAGCUCUGACACCGGUUGUACAGGGAUCGAAUGGUCCUUAUCGAGGGGUCCAAUACCCCAUAUUCCUGGAGCACUCCCCACAGGACUUUCGAGACAUGGGCCAUGUCUUAUCGAGACAUGGCCCAUUCGGACUCAAUGUCUGCCCCAGUUUUGCAUUGGACAGACUAGGUGCCUACUAUAGAACAGUGCAUUUUUGCAGUAUUCGCUAAUCAAGUUGAAAUAUGGCAAUGACCCAAAAACCCUUCAGCCUUGAGAUUCUAAGACUAAUGUUUGUGUGUGGCCAGCCUGACUCUGUUGGUUCAUGGUGGAGGAAAAGCAUAUCUACUUGAAAUUUAUUUUUUCAAACAAAAAGUUUUAAAUAAAGCCAGAGAGAAAGUUGGUCUACCUGGUAGAGGCAAAUGCAAACAAGAACAGCAGAAUCUUCUAUCUGACAGGUUAAAAGUCCAAUUCUCAUUGAGUGGGACUGCAGCAUAAGAAAAUGGAGUGGAGGAAGGACUAAAGAAGGGAAGAAAAUAAGUAAGGAAGGGGGAAUACAUUGUGUGAAGGAAAUGGAAAAAAGAUAGGGUGUACGAAAGAAGAUGGUUGGAGAGAGUGAUAAGAUGAAGACAAAGGAGUAAACAGGGAGAGGAAGAAAGGAGAUGUGUGCUGCUGUCGCAGUCUGUCGCUGACAGACUGUAGGGGGCUGACUGUAAAUAAAUGAACUGGAGGAGUUCCCCCUACACACACACACUCACAC